AUAGACAUGACAUAUGUGUACGAAUUAAUUUAGCAUCAUGGCCUACCUGACUGUGGUGAUCUUUCUGCUCUGCACGGCAUCCUUUGCUAAUGGAAAGUAUGACGUAGAACUGCCAGAUCUGGCGGCCAAUGUCGGGGCUACAGUUUUUGCCAACUUCAUCAAUGUGGCGAGUCUUGGACAGCCCCUGUCUGCACCAGGUCCUAUGACGAUGUUUGCUCCAAAUAACAGCGCCUUUGACAAGCUCUCGCCCGACCUUAUGAAGUUACUAAACACGAAUAUGACCGAGCUGGUGAACGUACUAUUGUACCACGUUUUAAAUGAGGAGUUGAGGAUUGACAAUGAGACACAGAACGACAUGUUGGUUGGUACUAUAUAUGGACCGUCUGUCAGGAUAAACGUGUAUGACGUGUACAAACAAUGGAAACUCGUCGGCAAGGUUACGACUGUUUGUGGGAAGGUUGUCCUGAGUGCGGACAACGAGGCCGACAAUGGCGUUCUGCACGUGCUCAAUGGCGUCCUGUUCCCCCCACCCGGCACAAUAAUGACAGCGUUACGCAAAUGUCCAGAGCUGACCAUACUAACUAAAGGCGUAACAGAUGUAGGACUCGCAGACAUACUGGACGGUGAUGGUCCACUUACAAUAUUUGCGCCGACCGAUGCCGCCUUCAAGAAGCUACCGGCAGAUCUGUUUGAGAAACUGAUGUCUAAUAAAACGGCGUUAAAAGAGGUGCUGACAUACCACAUCUGCGUAGGGACACAUUUCACUCAAGGUUUCUUCGCCAAGCAAUAUUCAAAUCUACUACAGACAUUGUCCCUUGGCUGGGUGGCCGUUAACACUACGGAAACCUAUUCCUCGGUGAACAAUAUAAAGAUUGCUUACCGGGACAUCAAUGUCAGUAAUGGGGUCGUGCAUGGCAUGGACACCGUCCUUCUACCCCAAAUACCGCCGGACGAAAACGAAGAAUCCUGCGGCACUGUCAAUGGUUACACGAUGGACUAUCCAGACAUCAGCGUCACUACCGGCGUUGUCCACGAAAAAGUGACAAUGUGGAGUGUAAGUAUCGCCAUUCUUUUCCACACGUUGGUCAUCCUACUGGUAGCUGGACACCAGUUAAUGUACCUGAGGGACAAGGUGUCUCUAGUCCAAACAGCCAUAAAUGAAGGGGAGUCUGUACUCGUGACGUUGGCAAGUCAGGCUGGACUGGACGAUCUACUGGCCAAACCAGGUAAUGUGACUCUGUUCGGACCAACUGACGAUGCGUUCUUUGAACUUCCCAUGGAGAUCCGUUAUGCCUUGGAGAAUGACAAUCUGACCAGACUGGCGUUCCUUCAGUAUCACAUAGUUAAUCAGACUAUUCACAGGUCUCAGCUGAAAAACGAGGCCACCUUCAACACACUCAGUGGGCAACCAAUCCGAAUCAACUUUUACCACAAUAAUACGGUGGCGACAGCAUCUGGUCGUCCUAUCGACCUGGGAAGGGUCGACUUGAACGCGACCAAUGGCGUGCUGAACGUCCUGGAUGGCGUCAUGCUUCCGCCCAUCGGAUCAAUGGCGGACGGAUGUCGCCAAUCAUCUCAGCUCAAGACGCUCACCACUCUUCUCAUAGAGUCCGCUGUCAUCAAGGAUGUCGGCACACUGGGACCUCUAACGCUAUUCGGACCAAGCGACGAGGCCUUCGCCAAGCUGCCAAAAGGAGCUAUUGAUGGCCUUCUUAAGAACACCACGGCACUCCAAGAGUUGAUGUAUUAUCACGUGGUAUUAAACACGUACUUCCGGGCUGGCAUGGAGACAGGAUCGCUGAAAACGCUGAGCGGCAAAUACCUCAAUCUCACCGUGUCUCUGGAUGGUGUCAAGGUAAAUGGUGCUAAUGUAAUAUCCGUGGACGAGACUGUUUCGAACGGCGUCAUUCACAUGCUUGACACGGUGCUUACUCCGCCUUAGUUCAGGAUGAUGUCAAUCAGUCAUUAUCUCCAAUCAGACACUUUGAGUUGAAAAACAGGCGAUAAUGCCCACGUAUGAUCUCAACUUCCAUGAACGCGUUGAGGUUUUAAUAUAGCUCAAUGUCAUUGAUGUGAGCUGUGUGAUAAAAUUACAUGUGCCAAAUUACAGACACGAUUCAUUAAGACCUAUUUACAUGCAAACUCUUCAAAGGGAUCGCCUGAAGAUAACAAAGGACGGUUCUCGGUUUAACGAGCCUAGCUGAGAGAGAAAUGUUUGACAAUCAAACCUUAAUUAAAACAGUGUGCAAUAAAGCCCAAUGCGGCACCUUAAAUCGUUCGGCAAUUGUCUUCUAAGCAUGCAUUGAUUGGCGAACUGUGGGCAGCGAAAGACAUUUAGAAUAUCUCCCUUCUAUUGUUCUGAAGAUGACCAUUGAUAUCGUAAUAUACGUUUUCAUUUAUGAAACAAUUGUAUCAAAAAG
Molecule: messenger RNA, 2420 nt
Organism: Mizuhopecten yessoensis (Yesso scallop)
Lineage: Eukaryota; Metazoa; Mollusca; Bivalvia; Pectinida; Pectinidae
Product: transforming growth factor-beta-induced protein ig-h3-like
Exons: 13
Coding region: 38-1942 (634 amino acids)
Biological process (GO): extracellular matrix organization; cell adhesion
Cellular component (GO): extracellular matrix
Molecular function (GO): cell adhesion molecule binding
Source: RefSeq, a predicted model, not a curated record